Prorocentrum cordatum is the source of this 1482-nucleotide messenger RNA. The record is from the annotation of a GenBank genome assembly. NCBI's taxonomy places the organism in Eukaryota, Dinophyceae, Prorocentrales, Prorocentraceae.
AUGUCGCGGCUGCUGCUCAUCUGCGGCCCGGUGUGCUCCGUGGCGUGCGCGAUGUGGUUCGGCCUCCUGCUGGACUUUCUUCUGGAGCCCUUCUUGCUGCUGCUCGGCAAGCCUGGCUACCGUUGGCGCUCGAUGCCGGCCGCGAGUCCGGGUCAGGUAUUGCCUCCGGAUGCUGGCGCAGCUGCUGGCCGCGGCGCGGAGAAGCAGAAGCAGAGGCAGACCAAGAAGAAGCCGGCCGAAGGCACAGCCGCGCCGUCCGCCGCGCCAGCCGCCGCCGGGGCCUCCGCGGCUUCCGAGCUCGCCGAGUGGGAGGAGGAGCUCCGUCCAGGCGGCGCGGCGGCGCUGCGGCGGCUCGCGAGGGAGCGGUGUGCCUCGCUGCUGCCCGCAGGCGCCGCCCGCCAGUACGCAGAGGCGAGGGAGUACCUGGACUCGGACCCGGUGGCGCUGAUCGGCCGUGCGUUUUUCUCUGCGACCUUCCUCCUCACGGCGUGGUCCAGCGGCCUCGCCGGGGCGACUGUCAGCGGGUUCGUGAGCCAGUGCGACGCCGUCGCGCGGGAGCUGUCCGACCCGCAGGUUGUGUUCCAGACCACCCUGCGGAACGGGACCGCGGUGGUGAUCGACGACUACUUGAAGGGGUACCAGUGGGUCGAGCAGAACACGCCAGAGGAUGCACGCGUUAUGGCCUGGUGGGACUACGGUUACCAGAUCACUGGCAUCGCCAAGCGGACGUCCAUUGCCGACGGGAACACGUGGAAUCACGAGCACAUUGCAACGCUCGGGCGCUUGCUUACCAGCCCGGAGAGGCGCGCGUGGAGCUCGAUCCGGCACCUGGCGGACUACGUCCUCGUCUGGGCCGGAGGCCACGGGGACGACAUCGGGAAGUCCGCGCACCUCGCCAGGAUCGGCAACUCCGUCUUCCCAGACCACUGCGGCGACGACGACCCCAGGUUAUGCCUAUGCCGACGCUCCUUCUUCCGCAUACGCGGACGGCACCCCCUCGCCAAUGAUGCGCAAGUCGUUGCUUUACAAGCUCGUUCGGCACGGCAUCCAGGGUGUGGCCGCCAACGAGAGCCUGUUCAGGGAGGUGCACAAGUCAGCGUAUGGCCUGCUGCGCGUGUUUCAGGUGGUCAACGUUUCCCAGGAGAGCAAGGAGUGGGUGUCCGACCCCAAGAACAGGGUCUGCGACGCCCCAGGGAGUUGGUACUGCGUCGGGCAGUACCCACCGGCGUUGAAGGAGCUGAUCGCGAGCAGGCGCAACUUCGCCCAGCUCGAGGACUUCAACAAGGGCGGCGGCCAGAAGAGCGCGUACACGAGGCUGGUGGAGAGCGAGCAGGCCAGAGGCCGAGGAGCGGCAGAGCUGUAGCGCCCCACCGCCAGCCCGGCCCUGGCGCGUGCCUGGCUCCAGCGGGCGCAGGCGCCGCCGGCCGCCGGCCGCAGGCGCCAGCGACCCUGGCGCGUGCCUGGCUCCAGCGGGCGCCAUGA